This is a messenger RNA of Eruca vesicaria subsp. sativa (arugula), 201 nucleotides long. The record is from the annotation of a GenBank genome assembly. Lineage: Eukaryota; Viridiplantae; Streptophyta; Magnoliopsida; Brassicales; Brassicaceae.
AUGGCUAAACCUUUUUUCGAAGAUGCUGGUUACAAGAGUUUGUUUACUAGGACUCCACUUGGCCGCGCUGAAGAGCCGGAAGAAGUUGCAUCACUAGUGGUCUUCUUGUGUCUACCUGCAGCUUCCUACAUUACUGGUCAGACCAUUUGUGUUGAUGGAGGCCUCACGGUUAAUGGUUUCUCCAAUCAGCCACAAGCUUGA